AGUUGCAUUCUUAUUGUGACCCGCGUAGCAAAGGUAACUAUAGAGCGGCGCGGCCCGGUCUGUUGUUAGAUGCUCCAGGCUACGAAUCGUUAAUGAGAGCCUAAUCGGCAUUGUAACGCAAACGUCGGUAUCGGAAUCGGUACUGGUAUUGGUACUGCUACUGCUACUGUUAUUAGAAGUAAGCUAAAGUAUCGCGUAGUGUUAUUUCUCCAAGUGGAGCAGCAACCGAGAUUCCCCUACAUAUUUAUGUAAAUAAGUUUAUCUAAGUUUAUCGCGUUCCGUUCCGUUCACGUUCACUUGUAAUAAUUAACAAAUAUUCCGCGCAUUGCGCAAAGUGAAAAUGUGCAAAAGUGUUGGCCAAUACAUAUGUGGAAUUGAAAGCGGCAAAUACGAAAUGAACAAGUGAAUUAAAACAAAGGCGGAUGCUCAGCUUCAUUUAUGUUUGUGCAGUUCGAGUCCCCAUGACAUCGCCAACAAAAGGGAUCCCCCUUCAAUUCACAGUUAACAUCUGCACAGAUUCUUGAGCUUAGUCUGUUUCCCGCGGUGUGGACGCAGCGUGAGCGUGAAGUCAAAAGUCGGCAAACUGCGCUAUUCUCGAAAAAUUUCUGUGUAGGCAUUUUAAAUAAUCAAUUAUGUUUACGUUGCAACCAACACCGACGGCCAUCAGUACUGUAGUGCCCCCAUGGUCUGCGGGAACGCUCAUUGAGCGCCUACCAUCUCUCGAGGAAAUGGCUCACAAGGACAAUGUGAUUGCGAUGAGAAAUCUGCCUUGUUUAAGUUCCGCAAGUGGUAGUGGACUAGGCGGUAUUGGUGGAAAAUCUGCUACUGCGAUGGAAGCCGUGGAUGCGACCACAGGGGCGCAACCCCAUUCGACAUCGUCGUAUUUUACCACAACUUACUACCACUUAACUGAUGACGAAUGUCACAGUGGAGUAAACCAGUUGGGCGGUGUUUUUGUUGGUGGACGACCAUUGCCUGAUUCAACGCGCCAGAAAAUUGUUGAGCUCGCGCAUUCCGGAGCUCGGCCAUGUGAUAUUUCUCGGAUUCUACAAGUUUCUAAUGGAUGCGUUAGCAAAAUUCUAGGCAGAUAUUAUGAAACCGGAAGCAUUCGACCACGCGCCAUCGGUGGAUCCAAGCCACGGGUCGCUACGGCUGAAGUCGUUAGCAAAAUUUCGCAAUACAAACGCGAGUGCCCGAGCAUUUUUGCCUGGGAAAUUCGAGAUAGAUUACUGCAGGAGAACGUUUGCACCAACGACAAUAUUCCAAGUGUUUCAUCGAUAAAUCGAGUAUUAAGAAACUUGGCGGCACAAAAGGAGCAACAAAAUUCCGGAACGAGUAAUUCAAGUACAAACACUAGCACCAGCGCCAAUCCUACAGUAAAUGUAAAUGGUACUGCUACCAGUGCGCAGAGCCAGAGUGGAACUAGAACCACACUGAGCUCGGGAGGCGAUUUGAUGCAAACAGCCACGCCUUUAAACUCUUCCGAAAGCGGCGGAGCCAGCAAUUCUGGCGAAGGCAGCGAACAGGAGUCUAUUUAUGAAAAGCUCCGUCUCCUCAAUACUCAGCAUGCAGGUGGAUCGUUGGAUCCAGCCAUAGCCAUCUCGUCACCGAACCAUUUUGGAACCAAUCCCCAUUCCAGUCAUCCCCAGCUGGUGCACAGCCAACAGCACCAACAGGCAUCGCAGCUUCAACAGGCAAGCUGGCCUCCACGCCAUUAUUCAACUGGAUCUUGGUACACCUCCCCUCUAAACGGCAGUGAAAUACCGAUCCCAGUGUCAUCCGGCUCCGGUAUGACUUCAGUGGCUGUAUAUGCCCCAGGUUCAACGACAUCUCAGCCCUUGAGUCCACCCAAUUUAGCCGGCGGUGGGAACCACAACCACUUGAGCAACUGCCCCAUGACCACUGACGACAUUCUUCUAAAAAAAGAGCUUGACGGACAUCAGUCGGAUGAAACGGGUUCCGGUGAAGGGGAAAACUCCAAUGGCGGCGCCUCCAAUAUAGGAAACAGCGAGGAUGAUCAGGCUCGCCUUAUACUUAAACGGAAACUGCAACGUAAUCGCACUUCCUUUACAAAUGAGCAGAUAGAUAGCCUAGAAAAAGAGUUUGAACGCACACAUUAUCCGGAUGUUUUUGCUAGGGAACGCUUGGCUGGUAAGAUUGGUUUGCCGGAGGCAAGAAUACAGGUUUGGUUUUCAAACCGUCGUGCUAAGUGGCGCCGCGAAGAGAAGUUACGAAAUCAGCGCAGGACACCAAAUUCUACGGGAACAAGUGGAACGUCGUCUUCAACUUCAGCAAAUGCGUCUUUAACCGACAGUCCUAAUAGUCUCGGGGCUUGCUCCUCGUUGCUAUCGGCCAAUUGUCCCUCAGGAAACACAAUCAACGGGUUAGCGUCGCCAAACACGUUGUCGACGCCGGCCGUGGGUGGUGUUGAAACCACUGACAGUCCCACACCAACGCUGCAUCUAAGAUCCGUUGGAAACUCCGACAGUGCUGGUGGGCAACCACAAGAAGAUGGCAGCGACGCUUGUUCGCCUGGCCUAGGGAUCUCCGGGCAACAUAGUACCCAUCAUCACCUUGCACAUGCCCAUGCCCAUGCCCAUGCACAUUCGCAUCCGCAUACGCACACUCACUCGCACGCUCUUCCUGCCAUUUCGCCGCGCCUAAAUUUCAAUAGCGGAAGUUUCAGCAGCUCUAUGAGUGCGAUGUACUCGAAUAUGCACCAUCCCGCAUUGUCGAUGGGAGAUAGUUACGGUUCUAUUACACCAAUGCCAAGCUUUAGCCAUUCAUCGGUGGGACCUCUGGCCCCUCCAUCGCCCUUAUCACAGCAACGCGACCUUACGCCCCCUUCGCUGUAUCCGUGCCACAUGACCCUGCGACCACCACCGAUAGCUGGGCCACAUCAUCACCUAUCUCCGAAUGAUGCUGGAAACAGCGGUAAUGUACAUUCAUCGAAUUUAGGAGCAAGCAACAAUGGAACCGGAUACGAGGUAAUCUCCUCAUAUGGCUUAGCACCACCGCCGCUGCCAUCUGGUGGUGCAGCUGAUGGCAUUUCGUCCGCCACCGCCAAUAUCGCCGUUUCUUCUCAUCAAAUUAUGGAGCCACGUCAGUCCCCUUGCAGUCCACAGCAUUUGGGAGCUUCUAUUCACAGUUCUGGAUUUGCUACCGAGGCAAUUUCGAGCGCUGUUCCUUCAUACGCGCACAUGAGCUAUAACUAUGCGACGGCUGCCAAUAAUGUGCCUCCCUCUGGCGGUAGCAACCCAGUACCUGGUCUCAAUUCACAUGGAGCCAGUGGAAAGCAACAGUUUUUUGCCUCUUGUUUCUAUUCACCUUGGGUCUAG
Messenger RNA from Drosophila miranda, 3338 nucleotides. RefSeq names its product paired box protein Pax-6. The transcript has 10 exons. Gene Ontology annotation, molecular function: RNA polymerase II cis-regulatory region sequence-specific DNA binding; DNA-binding transcription factor activity, RNA polymerase II-specific. Bases 633 to 3338 code for a protein of 901 amino acids. The record is from RefSeq and is a predicted model, not a curated record. Lineage: Eukaryota; Metazoa; Arthropoda; Insecta; Diptera; Drosophilidae. Gene Ontology annotation, biological process: regulation of transcription by RNA polymerase II; anatomical structure development.